AUGAAGGAACACAUAUUCGAGUUACCCUUGUGCUAGGGGCGGAUUACCAGUUUUUUUAGUAAUUAAAAUGGAUCGUAAACUGCAGAUUUUUACAGAAAUUAUCUAUAAGCAACUAUGUUAAAUAUGAAAUUGGAAACUGAUUAGUAAAAUAGCUUAUCCUUCGGCAGGAUCAACGAAAUUAAUUUAGCCUAUUGA
Messenger RNA from Tetrahymena thermophila SB210, 195 nucleotides. RefSeq lists its product as hypothetical. NCBI's taxonomy places the organism in Eukaryota, Ciliophora, Oligohymenophorea, Hymenostomatida, Tetrahymenidae. The transcript has 3 exons. The record is from RefSeq and is a predicted model, not a curated record.